CUACUUGGGACUAUACAGCCCCAAAUUUGCACGUGUUUCUAACCAACGAUUGAACUCUUGAUGCACACUCCCUCACCGGCCAGUUGGUUCCGAUCACUACCUGUUUCAAAUAUCUUGCCGUGAGAAUGGCAUCGCGACGCGGUCACGUAUAUAUGAGAGAUAAUGGCUGGAUAUAUCCUAGUCAAAUUAUACGAUUCGCACUGUUUUUCCCAACAACCAUCUACAAUUCUGGGGCAAAGAGAAAUGCAGGCAUCCUUCGCCGUCACCCUGAGCUACAGACUAUGUUUAAUCCAUUACUUGGAAAGGGCGAAUUGAUGUCGGCCAAAUGGGCCAACAUAGCCUUCGGUUGGAACAUGGCUAUGUUCAUAUUUUCUCUAUUCGUCCCCGUUCCCGUCAACAUGCUCUUCAUAGCGUUUGAUGCUGUGAUAGUCGCUUUCAUCAGCCAAGUCGCCCAUAUACAAAACAGCUAUACGCCAAGAGGAAAUGGACUAUGCAAAGACGCCCACAACUGGCAAAGACCGCCACAAAUGAACGAAAGUUUCUUCGAAGCUAUGGGUCGAUGGAACUCGACGCAGGCCACAGGGACUAGGUUUUGCAAGUCAUUCGUCGAGCAGAGAAACUACAGUAUUGCCAUUGCCGUUCUUCUCGCCAUCAUUGUGGUUCUGAACACUGCCGUGCUUAUCCUCUCUUUCACGCACAUUAUCAAAACCGUUCGUGCAGAGGGCAAAGGCACACUUAUGUUUUUCUGUGAAGCGGCGCUUGUCGCCCCUCGUGCCAUGGUCAUUGCCUUUGCGGUCCUUAUCUGCGUAAUUCCGCUCCUGCUCCUCAAAUGCCUGCCCAUUAGCCUGAAAGUGCGCAUCCGCUACGCUCGACGCUAUCUCACGAAAGUCCUCGGACGCGUGCCACCGCCAACAGAAAUCAAACUCGCAGAUCUGACUCCAUUCCGAAAACCAGGUGGCAAGUCCCGGAAGAGAGAGUACAGGGGUACCGAUCCAGGGACCCCGAACAACCUGUCCGAUUUCUUGGGUAUAUACGAUAUGUUGAUGCUAGUCACCCAACACCUCCACUACUCAGACAUUCAAUCUCUUUCACUCGUAUCGAAAUCCGUUCGCGAGGCUAUCCUACCAUCCGAUACGCCGAUCAGUGUACGCGACCUGCACUUCCGCAUGUACACGUGCAGCAGCGAAGACGAUAUCAACGACAAACGGCCAUGUUAUGUAUGCAACGCGCAGAUUUGCAAGGAUUGCGCAUGCGAACAGACCAUAAAGCAAACGUACGCCAUGUGGCACGAGUGCACGUGCAAGGAGUGGUGCACGCCUUGUUACAGGAGAUUGCUACGUGAACAUCGACCGAAUGCGGUUGCGGAUUCGCUGAAGUGUCGCUGCGCACCGCCCUCGCCUGGUUUUCAUCUGUUCAAUACCAUGAUAUAUGGUUUCAAAUGGAGGGAGCAGAAAAAGUUCAACCAUCCUUUCCGGGACAUAUGUUCACAUUGUGCGACUAUUCCUGCGGACGAACUGGCGGAGCGACGGGAGAGAAGAAGCAAUUUCGAGCUCAGACGUGCCGAGAGAACAUAUACGGAGACGUGUGGCAACACUGGGUGUGGCAGGAUACUUGAUGAGGGGCCAAGAUGGUGGGUUUGUUCGAAUUGCAGAUUCGAAUGUUCUGCGGGAUGUCAUUUGGAUUGGGCGGAAAAAAGAGCAAGGAACAAACGCGAGGCGGUAUGAACAAUUUGCUAGGCUUACGGCGUAUGUUGGUGUUGAAUAAACGAUCAUAAAUAUAAUAUUCUCUGAGUUCCUUAUCUUCGAAAUCAUACAAAAUAGACCUCUCAUAGCCCGAAAUUGCCCUCAAGGACCUCGUCCGG
This is a messenger RNA of Aaosphaeria arxii CBS 175.79, 1861 nucleotides long. RefSeq lists its product as uncharacterized. Lineage: Eukaryota; Fungi; Ascomycota; Dothideomycetes; Pleosporales. The record is from RefSeq and is a predicted model, not a curated record. The transcript has 5 exons. The coding region runs from base 126 to 1724 and encodes 532 amino acids.